This is a messenger RNA of Styela clava, 1844 nucleotides long. NCBI's taxonomy places the organism in Eukaryota, Metazoa, Chordata, Ascidiacea, Stolidobranchia, Styelidae. The record is from RefSeq and is a predicted model, not a curated record.
GGAUCUUCAUCAACUUGUCAAGGAUUCACUUGUAAUUCUGGUAAAUGUAUAACAUCGUCAUGGGUUUGUGAUAAUAUAAACGAUUGUGAAGAUCACGAAGAUGAAACAAACUGCAGUCCAACAACAGUGGAAUGCACUGCAACUCAGUUUCAGUGUCAAAGCGGAACUUGGUUGUCAUCCCGUGUCUCGAUCUCAGUCUUCAAUGCGAUGGAACCAGUCACUGUAUUGGGGGUGAUGACGAAAAUAAUUGUAAUGGCCAAUGUUCAUCCAGUCAGUUUGAGUGCGUCAACGGUGGUCUUUACGGAAACUGCAUUCCCUCUUCGUGGCAAUGUGAUAAUAUUAUUGAUUGCAGUGGAUCAACGGACGAAGAAAACUGUGCUUCCACAACCACAACAGUUGCCACGACAACCACAACUGACCCAAAUAGUUCAAAAUGUCGAGGCACUUCUGGUACAUAUAUACUCAAAACUCAAGUAUGUGAUUCCACUGAACAUUGUCCCGGAGGAACGGACGAAGAUAGAUGCAUAAUCUCGACAUCUGGUAACCAGGGCGGCGACGUGAAAGUUUACUCUCUUUCAUCUGAUACCCAUCAUAACUUAUGUGGAACAGCGGAUGGCUGGGACGACUCAAAGAGCGAUGCUGUAUGUGCCGCACUGGGAUUUGCUACUGCUGCCUCAACAACAGAGGUUACAACGACGGCUCAAGGAAUAAAAUGUGGUGGAAACUUUGACCUCGGCUCCCUUGUUCAGCAAGACGCUGAAACUUGCACAAAUAAUAAAGUAGUGCAUAUUGUUUGCGAGGAAUCCCCUACAUGUGGAAAUAUAAUUACGCCGUCAUCAGGAAAAAUUGUAGGUGGUGAAGAUGCAGUUAUAACAUCUCAUCCGUGGCAGAUCUCAUUCCAAAAGAAAAUUUAUAACAUUUGGGCACACAGUUGCGGAGGAACUAUAGUUUCGGAUCGUUGGGUCGUAUCUGCAGCUCACUGUGUUGACAGCAUUUCCUCAACUUCGUAUGCUUUUGUUCGUAUUGUGGCUGGAAUAACACUUUUGAAUGAAGCAAUUACGUCAACAAAUAUUUACGACAUAGACAAAAUAGUUUAUCAUCCACAAUAUUCAAGCUCGACACUCAUGAAUGACAUUGCUGUAAUCCACGUGACAAAAAACUUCGAAUAUUCAACUGAAAUCCAACCGGCCUGUUUACCAUUAGCGGGACAAGUUUUUACUGACAAUUCCAACGUAGAUGUAACUGGCUGGGGAAGUAUAAUAAGUGGUGGUUCUGCCUCGAAUAUCCUCCAGGCGGUAACAAUUCCACUGGUAAAUCUCGAAACCUGCAAAACAUCUUUCCCUGCCGUUGGUUACCACUUGAAAGACGGUAUGAUUUGUGCAGGGACAGCCGCUGGAGGAAAAGAUUCUUGCCAGGGAGAUUCAGGCGGACCCUUGGUGACUCCUUACUCAAGUCGACGAUACCUUGUAGGCGCUACAAGCUGGGGUAUAGGAUGUGCUCUGCCAAAUAGACCAGGCGUUUAUGCAGAUGUACCGUACUAUAUUGACUGGAUAAAACGAGAGAUGUUAAAAACAGUUUAACGUUUCAGUUAAUGAAAAGUAAAAAACGAGUUAUAUAUAUAUAUAGAAUAAAUAUAUUAGAUUCCGACGUCAGUUCAGAUUUCAUCUCGUUUUUAUUUAUUAAACACUCAUGCUUGACCAAUCAUUGAGCAACACACCUUAAGAAUACCGAGUAAAGUAUAAUAAACAAAGAGUCACUUUUCAGAGAUUUUGUAAUCACCCAGCUGGUUUAAACGUAUGUCAUACUUAACUCUAUUCUGAGCUGGAAAUGUGACAGGCAAAUGA